Messenger RNA from Physella acuta, 1449 nucleotides. RefSeq lists its product as uncharacterized. The record is from RefSeq and is a predicted model, not a curated record. NCBI's taxonomy places the organism in Eukaryota, Metazoa, Mollusca, Gastropoda, Physidae.
UCCACAUUUAUCGGGGCUCCAAGCAGUGCAGACCGACCUUAACUCAAAGACGAGAAUUCCUUAGAUCUGCAGGCUUAGUUUAAGAAAACAAUAACAUCGUUUUCAGUCGGAAGGAAUAAGUGAAGACAUAGUACCAUCGUUGUCAGGAAAUACAAGAAACAAGACAUAGUGCCAUCGUUGUCUAGGAAACCAGAAGAUAAGAGACAGUACCAUCGUUGUCAGAAAGAGAUCAACCACUGCCUGGAACCACUGCCUGGAACCACUGCCUGGAACCACUGUCUGGAACCACUGCCUGGAACCACUGCCUGGAACCACUGCUGCCAGACGAGUGCACCUGAGCCAUGGCCCACCGUCUUCCCCCCGCCGGGAUUGAAACCCAGGACUCCGAUGUCUUUCGGUUUAACGUCGUCCAUCCCCCGCCCUGCAAGAACCCCAAGAAGGAGGCGGAGCCAGUCCGCUGUAACCUCAGGCCUAAGAUAGUCUGCAAGACAAGGGACAACUUGGAUGAGAGAGGCCCUAUGCAGAAAGUCGCCCACCUCCUGCCGCCUGCCGGCAUGGACUCGGAAGACUCCGACUGCUUCCGUUUCUACCACGUCCACGCCCACUGCUACAAGCGUAAAGGUCGAGGUCACAUUGAAGACCAAGAAUGCGUGGCCGAAGUCCCAAACAAACGUCGAAGGCUUUGUGUGGAUGGCAAGCGGCGUCCUUACGAGUUGAUAUGCACCAUGGCACAACCACCUCUGACCCAGCCUGGUCUGUUGUGUAACAGCAAGCCAAACAAGCCCAUGACCUACAUGUGUCACCGAAUCGCUCGUCAACCGAUGCCAACCAAUCAAGGAGCUUACAACUCUGGCUGUGUUCGGGAGGGUCAAGAAUUUUGGAAUUUAUAGAGCGCUUUGUGCUGGUUGAAAUUGUAAUGUUGUCCUAGUGUCCCCAUGUUCUGAAAAUGCCAAACACAAACAGUAUAUUUGCAGAGUGUAAAGAAGAGGGCCUUUUGGAGUUUCAAAAAUGGCAGUCAUCGCUCCCUCCAGACACAGUGCUACAGGUGUGUCCAGUGCCUGAAACUUUACCUGACAAGCCACGGAAACUCUACUGCCCCUUCGCCAACAGAGACAACACGGAACCAGAUCACAGAAAACACUUGGAUGCGCUGGGUUUGUGGCGCACGUCCCGCUACAAGGAUGGGAUGUACCCUAAGCUGGACCGACUCGCCUCCAGGUAUACCAAGAAAGCCUCCACGGUCAAGCGGGGCUUGUCCAAGAGCAGGAUCAGCACGACGAGCAGCCUGGGGAAGACGUGAAGACCCUUGUCAUAUCCAUCAGCAAUGUCCUGGCCCAGCAGAGAUCCAUCAUUAAUGUCCCAGCCAGCAGAUCAUACAAAGGAAGAUACCAUCACAAAAACAACAAAAAAUUAUUAUAAAUAUUUUAACGAAUAAAGAAAGAACUUAUU